Molecule: messenger RNA, 5660 nt
Organism: Mytilus trossulus (common blue mussel)
Lineage: Eukaryota; Metazoa; Mollusca; Bivalvia; Mytilida; Mytilidae
Product: GTP-binding protein Rit1-like
Exons: 5
Coding region: 124-765 (213 amino acids)
Biological process (GO): Ras protein signal transduction
Cellular component (GO): plasma membrane
Molecular function (GO): GTPase activity; calmodulin binding; GTP binding
Source: RefSeq, a predicted model, not a curated record
ACGCACCUUAAAAAGAUAAAAGUUACUAUUUAUAGAUUGUAUAUUUUGGGUAUAAAUAUAUUUAAUAAGGAAACGGAGCAUAACAUAGAAAAUGUAAACUAUAAGGACAAGUAAAAUGGAAAUAUGAAUUCAAGUAAUCACCACGGUGACAAUUCUAAACCGAGAGAAUAUAAAAUUGUCAUUUUAGGCGAUGGUGGAAUCGGAAAAAGUGCUCUUGUGAUACAGUUUGUAUACCACAGAUUUCUUGACUACCAUGAUCCAACAAUAGAGGAUUCAUAUCAGAAACAGGCCAGGAUAGAUGGAGAGCCAGCUCUGUUGGAUAUUCUAGAUACGGCUGGACAGCCUGAAUUUAACACAAUGAGGGAACAGUAUAUGAGAAAAGGAGAAGGUUUUAUAUUAUGUUAUUCUAUUACUGAUAGGAGAAGUUAUGAUGAAAUGUUAACUUAUAAGAAACUGAUCAAUCAAGUGAGGUGUAGAGAUGAUAUACCAGUUAUUCUAGUCGGAAACAAAUGUGAUCUUCAUGAAAAGAGAAAGGUUACACCAGAUGAAGGGAUUGCUUUAUCUCAUCAAUUUAAGUGUCCAUUUUAUGAAACUUCAGCAGUUACAAGACAGUGUGUAGAUGACAUAUUUCUCUCACUUAUAAGAGAGAUUCGAAAUGUAGAGAGGGAAAAUUCUGAUGACAAACCAAAGGAGCACAGACGUGGGAAAGGACUUAGAACAUUCAUCAAAAAGUUAAACCCAUUCAAACAGACCCGUCAAUCAUAGUCAGCUUCAAUAAUAAGUCAUGCAUUUAUACAAGAAGGUUAUAAUAUAUACAUUUACUUCAUAUCAAAAAGGGUAGUUACUCAAUAGACUGUUCAUUUAAUGUCAGACUUAUUUUAACGAAACCUUACUUAUUGACCUUUCUAACUGACAGUCAGGGGUGCAACAAGUAACUUUUAUUUACUAGAAGUAAAAAAGAUAUAAACAAUAUAAGUUAAUUUGUAGGAUACUUAUACAAGUGAAUUUUAUUUACUUGUAAAGUUAAAAAAAAUAUUGGCUUAGUUAUGUCCCUUAGACAUUCAGGUUAUUUUACUUGUAUAAGUAAAAAAGUCAUCCUAUCUUCUUUUCUUGAAUAUAGUUCCUAGGAUUUUAAAUUGUCUGCCCUUUGCAGAUGUCUUUGAAAAUACUUUAGAUCUUUGCGCAAUCAGUUUCUUUGUUGAACUAAUGAGAUGAUACAUUGAACUCUAAUAAAAAAUUAUGAGCUAACCUGGGAAAAAUCAUUUAAGGCAUGAUUUUUUUUAUCUCAAAACUUUUUGUGGGAUUGUAAGAAAAAUGUACUUACACAAGUGAAUUUUCUAGAAAAUUAAGGGGAGAUUAUUCAAACAUUAUAAUUUACUUAUAUGUGUACAUUUUAUUUUACUUCUUCAAGUAAAUGAAAAAUUACUUGUACAAGUAGUACCUCUGACUGGCUGAUGUGGCACUUUACUCCUAGUUUUAUGAAUAUACAGAACAACAAUUUUUGGACAAAAUAGAAAAAGGAUAAAAAAUGAUAAUACAAAAUGGGAGGCUGAUCUUUCCAUUGGUGCUUUUCAUGUAAAUUCUACCACCACUUACAUGUUAAAUAGAAAGAAAUGAAUUCAGGCUUCGUUUUAUGUCUUGAAUUAACUAUAUUUAUAAUAAAAAUGGGAAAAAAACAUCUUGGACAAGCACAAAAAUAAGUCAAGGAAAAAGGACUACAUCAUGUACAGAAGGAUGAAUGAUUGAGUAAUAUGAAUUCAUACAGAUUUUGUGGUGAUCAUAAGAAGGGUAAACAGUUUCUGCUUUACUCUAACACAUGCUGUGUCACAGAGUUAAUUAUAUGGAUGAGUCAUUUCAAAUGUUAACUCGUCAUACAAGGAAUAAAAGGCCACAUACACAUUAAACUAAUUUCUGAAUGACAAAAUUCUACAUGUACUUACAAAUUAUUGCGAACCCAAAAAAGUUUACCACAGAUUCACCUGAUAGUUACGUAUCCAUUUAGACUUUCGGCAGUUCAUUUGUCCCAUUGAACAAAUACAACAACUAUUGUUCUCUUUUUACUUUAUUUACUGGGACCUUUAAUUUUUCUAAAAGAAAUCUAUCACUCAUUGAUUUAUCUACCCGAGUUAAAACAUUAUCUGCUAAAUAAAUAGAAUAGGUAAUUGGUACAUUGUAAAUAUCAGGUCAAUCUGUGGUAAACCUUCAUUGGGUUCCCAAUUACAUGAAAUCUAUGUGAUGUUGGUUAUACUUUUUUUUUGUUAUUUACGUUAUUUCAGUUAUCAUGGUUAAUAAUGCAGAAUAUUUCUUGUAUGUAAAUGACAAGUUUUGUAUAUUUCGAUUUGUGAUCAUUUUGCUUUUUUUCCCCCAUUAAUAAGCAGAAAAUGAGUAACAUCAACUAAAGCUUUCAAUAUAUGUCUUGUUAUAUAAUUCAUAGCAAUUUGAGUUUUGAGCUUUGGUGGUAGUAUUACAUGUUAUUAUUGUAUACUUUGAGUUCAGAGUUCAUAGGAUAUUUUUAAUUCAAAAUAUGUAAAUUUUAGACAUGAUAUAUAAACAUCAGACUUAUUAAACCACACAUUUUGACCUUUGUUUGUUAUUUUGUAUUAAAGCAUUUACAAUCAAAUUAAUUAAUCUAGCAAUGUUGUUAGCUAUGACCAUGAUCAAAGAGUUAUAUUAAAAAACAUGAUAAAUGUACUUAUUUAAUUGUGUGUACACCAUGUUGACAGUUAUUUUCUAGUGUUUUUGGAAAUUAAUCCUUAAUUGUUUAAGUAUAAAAGCAAUUUCAAAUUUUCUACAUCAAUCUGAACAUUUGGGUUUUAUUUAAGGGGUAGAAAAAUGAAAUAUAAAUAUGGGGUCACUGUUCAUUUAAGCUCACAAUCUGUCUUCAAAAGUAGCAUGCAUUUUUGUUUAGGUAAAUUUUUUUCUGUUGAACUGAUAGAAGAAAAACGGUAAUAUCAAUAUAAAAAAAGAAAUAAAUUACAUUUGAAUUUUAAAAUAGUUUGGUUUAUAAUAAAAAAUAAAGGUUACAGAUGAGUUAAAAAGAUAUUUCAAUUUUAAUGCAAAAAAAUGGCAGUUUUUCAACCAAAGGGAGAUAAUUUGGAGCUUUUUCAAUGAUAUAAACAUUUAUUAUAUAUAAAAGUUAUUCUGAUUUUAUUGUUGAUUUUUGUAAUUGUGUCAUGCAAUUAGAAGUUAUGUCUGAGGUGAGAAUUUUAAACAUUAAGAGAAACAUUUAUAAAGCUGAAACAUUAAUAAUGAAUUGUAAAAUCAAUUAUGUCAAAAGUUCCAGAAUAAAAGAUCACAUUAAUUUAUUAACAAAUAAAAUAUUGUAAAGGUAUUAUAGGAAUAGAGUAAAAAAAUAAAAAUGGUAGAAUGUUAUACAGCUGUCAAACAAAUAAAAUACAAAACGACGGAAAAGUCAAAGGAAAGGAAUAAGAAAUUUUGAAAUUUUCAUUGGAAAUGAAAACAUAAGAACUUAAACUUUAUUUAGAUGUACUUAAUCCAGUCAUUGUCAAUUUAUUCUGAAGAAAGUAGUAAAUCAUGUACAAUACAAUGGGUUUUUGUUUUUAACCAGAACUGUUAUGAAAGUAUUAGAUUUUAAGGCUUGAAAAGUAUACAUAGAACACAGUAUUAUGGUUAUGCUAAUUAUUAUGAUUUAUAUAAAAUAGGAAGCCAUGUGUUAAUGUUCAUAUGUUUGAGUUUCCAUUAUUAUAUACUGUGGAUUCAUUUAUUUUCGUGGGUACCAAUUUUCGUGGAUUAAGGAAAACUUGCAUGUUCGUGGAUAUUAAGUUUCAUGGUUUUGCAUAAGUCUUCAUACAAGGCUAUAGACAAUUUGUCAUACUUUGAACUUUUAAUUUUGUUGUUAAAAUGUACUCACGAAAUCCAUGAAAAUUGUUAUUUAACGAAUAAUAAUGAUUAAUCCACAGUAGUUGUUUGUAAUGAUUUUUUAUAAAUUUAAUGUUUACAAAUUUUUGAUUUUUUUGAAAAACUAAGGCUUUCUUACCUCAGGCAUAGAUUACCUUAGCUGUAUUUGGCAAAACUUUUAGUAAUUUUUGUCCUCAAGGCUCUUCAACUUCCUACUUUAAUUGACCUUUUUAACUUUUUUGCAUUUGAGUGUCACUGAUGAGUCUUUUGUAGACCAAACUUACCAUCUUAUCUUGAUGUAUACUAUUUUUUCAAUGUUGUAUUAUCAUCUGUUUAGAAAAAAAUCAUGGUCAAAAUGAUAAGUCAUGGUCUAUAGAUUUGAAAAGUUAAAUUGAGAAAGGAAAUGGGGAAUGUGUCAAAGCGACAACAACUCGACAACAUUGUAUUAGUUUGUGAUAAGGUCAGUUCAAGGGGAACUAUUAGUGGUAGGCCAAUGUUAAUUGGUAUUCAGUUGUAUAAGCAUUAGCACAUGUCUUUUUCAUGGAGAAUAUUUGGCCCCACCUCCUCAGUCAUGGUCUAUUGACUUUGACACUUUUGCUUAGAUUACAUGAACAUGCAUUAGUUUGUGAUCAGAUUAAGAUGAAUUGCAUAUGUUAAGUCAAUGAUAUUUGAUAUGUUAAUUUAUUGGCAUUUGCAUGCAUCAUUUCUAUGGAGAUUAUAUUGGGCCACCCUCUCUUCAUGGUUCAUUGACUUUGAAAGUUUUACUUGGUUUACAAGUUAAUGUUUGUGUUUAGGUUUGUUUAAAGGGAACAACUUAUAGUAAGUAAUUGGUAUGCAGUUGUAUUAGCAUUGUCACAUCUCAUUUACAUGGAGAUUGUUUAGCAAGGUACCUCAUUCAUGGUUCAUUGACUUUGUUACAUGUUAAAGUAUUGCUAUUUUAAUUUCAACAUUUGCAUAAUCAAUUCAUAAAGAGGUGAGAUAUAUCUCUGUGAAAACAGUUUAUUAUAUUACUGUCUGUUAACCUUAUUUCAUGUUGUGAAUUUUAUACAAAGUUCCUUCCACUGUUUGAAUUUGUGGAAUACUUUUGGGAAGUCUAUCUGAAGUCAAGAUGAAUUUUAGUGCUAAUGGUUACUUACUGUAAAAAUAAUUUUUAGUUGAAAAAUUUUGAUUUACUUUUCCAUAACAGAUUGCUUGUGCAAUACAUGUAUUUCCUUUACGUUUUUUGUGCCGCCUGCAACUUUUGAUGCAAAAGCGAGACAUAGUAUUCCUGCAUUCUGUCAUUCAGGUAGACGACUUCCUCAAAUAUUCAGUCUAUGGUUAAUGUUUUUAAUAACUUUCUUAAACUAUUCUGGAUUUCUACCAAACUUGGACAGAAGAUUGUUUAUGAUCAUUAGAUAGUAUCCAGAAGUAAAAGUAAAUAUUUUUAAAUCCUGUUGAUCCGUAUUUUACUUAUUUAUAAAUGGACUUAGUUUUACUGGCAGUUAACAUUGCAUUCAAUAAGGGUUAAAGUUCUAAACAUUUUAAUAACUAUUUUAAACAAUUUCUUGGAAGGAGGAAAUGUUAAAAGCGUUUCUUUAAUAUAAGCAAUGAAAACUGACAGUUAAAUUUGCCUUUCAGGUUUCUUUUGAAAAAAAAAGGAAAACAUUGUUUUGUUGACACUUUGUAAUAAAAUACAGUGCCUUGUUUGAGUUUUAGUUAAUGUUAGUCUUAAAAUAUUGUUCUUUUUUCUGUUUAGAUAUUUUUGUGCAAUAGUAUUCUAUUUAUUUAACAAAUUUUGUUCAAUAAAAAGUAUUUAAAAUAAA